Messenger RNA from Magnusiomyces paraingens, 639 nucleotides. RefSeq lists its product as uncharacterized. Gene Ontology annotation, biological process: maturation of SSU-rRNA from tricistronic rRNA transcript (SSU-rRNA, 5.8S rRNA, LSU-rRNA). The record is from RefSeq and is a predicted model, not a curated record. Lineage: Eukaryota; Fungi; Ascomycota; Dipodascomycetes; Dipodascales; Dipodascaceae. Bases 1 to 639 code for a protein of 212 amino acids. Gene Ontology annotation, cellular component: nucleus. The transcript has a single exon.
AUGGACUCUACAAAUUUUGAUGUUGGCAAAUAUGCCGUCGAAUCUUCUGCCAAAAACGGCUCCCUUACACUCCCAGGAAAGGCCCAGAACCAACUGGAACUCGGGCUGUGUCUUGCGAUCUACAAGUGGGAUAUCCUUACAGCAGCAGUGGAGGGUCAAUGGGGUGGCGCCGACAGUUCCGAUAAGCGUGACUGGCUGGUAGGAUCUGUUGCCGAGCUUUUCAGCGAGUCAUAUGUGGAUGCCGGGUUCAUUGAGGACCGGUUAUUGCAAGUGAUGUCUGAUGAGUUUGACGUGGUUGUGGAAGACGAAUCCGCGCUUCCCAUUGCUGUGGAAAUUAUUGAGAUUUAUAGAGACUGUGAGCGGGGGGAUUUUGCACGCGUUGACGCGCUUCACAAAAAAUUUCAGGAAACUGAAAAACUGAGAAAAGAAGGAAAAAUUAAACCAAUCAAAGUCGAAGUUCAAGGCGAUGACGAAGACGACCACAAUGAUGACGAGGAAUGGGAUGACGAAGAAGACGAUGACGCGGCAGUGCCACAGCUCACAGAAGAUGUCGAGAUGACGGACGAGCCACGAGGUCCGAUUGUUGACGAUGACGGUUUCGAACUUGUUCAAAAGAAGGGCCGUGGCCGCAAGCGAUAA